Suillus clintonianus is the source of this 3790-nucleotide messenger RNA. RefSeq names its product RNA dependent RNA polymerase-domain-containing protein. Gene Ontology annotation, molecular function: RNA-directed RNA polymerase activity. Gene Ontology annotation, cellular component: nuclear RNA-directed RNA polymerase complex. The transcript is spliced from 15 exons. Lineage: Eukaryota; Fungi; Basidiomycota; Agaricomycetes; Boletales; Suillaceae. The coding region runs from base 1 to 3405 and encodes 1134 amino acids. Gene Ontology annotation, biological process: siRNA processing. The record is from RefSeq and is a predicted model, not a curated record.
AUGGAUCCGAAGACUGUGGUGUAUGAAUCGUCAGACGACGAGGAAUACUCAUACGGCUGGGACGAUUUCAAGAUCCAAGUAGCAUCGUUGGACCACUUCGAGUCUCCAACUCGACCAUUGACAAAAGCCCUCAAAGAAAAACUUGCUAUUUCGCAGGAGAUAACGCCUCGAGCGCCUAAGGUGGAUAUGCAUUCACGAAGGCGGGUGUUGCAUGAUAAGGAGUUGCGUGAGAUUGACGAAGUAGCUCGAAGACCGAUCGAGUCGGACAGCGAUUCCGGGUCGCAACCGUCGACCGAGCAGUCUUUGUUCUCGAGUCGCACGACCUCGAUGUCAUCCGUCGAAUCCACGGGCCUUAAGCGCGCGCCAGACUGGUCGCUGCCUCCCCCACCAGCUGUCAAACGCAAAUUUGCACCAACCACACCAACUGUGAAUCUGCCGCAAGUCGGAAAAAACCGAAAACACUGUUCUCCUGAGUUCGGUGUCGAGUUGAAUAUCAAGCACAUCGCCCAUUGCGAAAAGGCUCAGGUAGUCCUCGAUCGACAUGAACUCGCUUGGGGAACGAUUUUUGAACUGGCACGAGGCGUCACUCGCAACAUGUGGACGUUCGAGGAUAUGACGGAGCAUCGUCUGCAAAAGCUCAAGGGUUCAAAUGCUCAAUCUGCCUGGAAAGUUGCCGCCGUCAUGAAAGACAAAGUACCGUCUGCGAUAGGAGCGCCAUCAGAACUUUGGGUCGAAUACGAUCGGGAGCAGCUCGCGAUUGUCGAAAACAAAGGUCGCGGUUUGGGAACUAUGGGACAGUGGGAAGGAAAGGACAAUUGGUACGGAGGGAAGAUUCAACAAGUUGCCCGCGUCGUGAAAGCUGGAGCAUCGUUUCGCUUCGAACUCGAGAAACCAGAGAUCCGGAGAUCCCAUCGAUUCGCUCGGUUCUUGGGGUCUCGGCGCAUCCUCCAAGUCCGCGUACCAGACAACCUUACAUACGAUAAAGUCGGCUCGGCACUUCGAGAAUUCCUAAUUUCCAGUAAAUUCGUGCUGUGCGGCCGCGUCUUUGUGCCCUUCCAUGCAAAAGAAGGGAGUAUGUACCUUCUAGAAACGAGCGAGAAUAUUGAUCGUCAGUCAACCUUUAACGACGGGGACAGUCACCGAUUGACACUUUACAACUUCGUGAAGUGGCACAACCCUCUGAGGUUGAAUUCGACGCAGCCCAUCAGCAAGUGGUCUACACGAUGGGCGCUCGGCCUAUCAACGUCGGUACCAACAAUCGAAUUUUCUCCAGAAAACAUUAUCUUCAUUUGUGACCAACAUGCUGUGGGAUGGGGCGAGGGAAAGCCUCCAGCCGAAAAAAUCAUGACUGAUGGGUGUGGUUUUAUCAGUGGGGCGGCCUUAACGGCCAUUAUGCGAGUGAUGAAGUAUUCGAGUCGACCGACCGCCGUACAGGGGCGCAUUGCUGGCGCCAAGGGAAUGUGGGUUCUCCACCCAGAUCCUGCGCAUCAACUCGCCGAUGGACCACCCAUGAUUUGGAUCCGCGACUCUCAAAACAAAAUAAAUCUUGGCUCCCUACACGAAGUUGACAAAGCGCACAGGAUUUUUGACCUUCUCGCGCCAUCCAGGGUAACCGGGCCAAGCCGUCUGUCCAGCCAGACGCUUGUCAACUUGGCGCAUGGCCGUGUUCCCUUGCCCGUUCUGAAGGAGCUCAUGGCGGAUGGGCUUCACGAGGAAGUCCAGCAGCUGACAGAAUGGACAGGCCCUGAUUCCAUGCUUAUGGUCUGGCGGGCUGUGGAGCAAGCCGGUCGUGUGGUGACGUCGAGGCUGCGGCGGCGCAUUGCUGGGCAGGCACGAGCACUCGGCCUUGGCCAACUCCGGCCCAACGAUGAGCUAGCUGAAAUUGAUGACAACGAUGACGCCGCAGUGAACCAAGCUGUGGGUGCCCCGGUUCACCAGGGUCGCAAUCCUCACAGCGGUGAACCACUAACUCUACAUGAAUCUGUCCUGGAACUGCUCCAAGCCGGUUUUCAUCCCCUUAAGCUUGACCGGCUUUUUUAUAAACUCGAGUACGUCGUGACCCUCGUCCUUGACGAGUACAUCGAAAAGUUCCAUAUUCCGGUCAAGGAGUCUCUGGAGGCAUACAUCAUACCGGAUCCAUAUGGGGUCCUCGAGGAGGGCCAAAUCCAUUUUCGCUCGUCGGACCUCAUCACCGACCCCGAAAGCGGAACCCAGAUGGAUAUCGUGACCGGGUCUGUUUUGGUGUGGAGGAAUCCUACGAGACUACCCUCAGAUGUCCAGAAGGUCACCGCCGUCAGCCAUCCCAAAUUGGCUAAUUACUUUGAUGUCAUCAUAUUCCCUGUGAAGGGGGAGCGCUCACUGGCAAGCUACUUGGGUGGUGGAGAUUAUGAUGGAGACACGGUCACGUUGGUAUGGUCCAAACGCCUUGUCGAAAACUUUCACACCACUCCGCUGUGUACGGCGCCUGCAGGUUUGAGUAACGACUUCGAGCGAGAAGUCGAACAUGUUGUGGACUUCGACCGACGAGUAUCCAAGCUCUCUGCAAAGGAAGCUCAAACUGCCUUCCAGAAGGUUCUCCUUCUUGGACUCGCGGAGACAAAGAUCGGAUUAUAUUCGAAGUUCCAUGACCUCGCCGUGUAUGAACGUGGCUAUGCGAGUGCUGCCGCCAUUCGUCUGGCAUACAUGUUUACUACCUGCCUCGAUGCGAGCAAGACGGGGCUGCGGGUCAAAGCCCAUGUCUUUGACCAAGACCGCAAAUCAUGUGGGAACCGCAAGCCCUAUUAUAUGGUCGCUCUCGAACAGAGCACUGAGGGCCAAGAAGUAUCAACGCGCAAGGGCUCAACUCCGUACAUUCUCGAUGCCCUUGUUGAUGAGGGCCGUCGCCUCCGCGACAACUUUCUCAAGCAAUACUCCGACCUCCGCAAUUCUUCUACCAAUACGGAGGACCAGGACCUCACUUCCCCUUACAUGUCUGCGACUCGCAGGGCAACGCAAGCUUCGCACGCCGGUUUGCAGAUUCUGCGAGACAACUUACGUGUCAUAGAGGUCCAUGUCCAAAGGGCAUAUAAGGACUGGCAGCUCGCUGUUGCUCUCCAGAAGAAUGUCCCAAAAGUGAAAGGGGCUCCGGAUCCCAAGGCACAAGAGAUCCAAAAAUCAGUACAAUCCUUUGCACGGCGGCCGGAGGUACUGUUUUUUUCGGGCGAGGAACUAAAGAUCAUCAUGGCAUCUUAUGCAUACAAACUGAGUGGUGCAUUCGGCUUUUCGGUUGCUUUUGCAGAACUCUGCGCCAUCAAGGCGCGAGUUCAAGGUGCUGUACUUUUCGCACAUAGAUUUUCAGACGUGAUGUGUAUCCCUAACAAUAUCCUGCGAGCCAUUUCACAGGCGCAGGAUGACGCAGAUGAUUGAAUGUUGCAUAUUUUGUCGGUCAUAUAGCACAUCUUGAUUCUACCAGUUGUUUCAAUCUCUUGUUCAAGUUGCUCUCGAUCUUGCACGCAUUAGCUUAUCUACUGUACUACGUAACAACAAUUGACACGUCUUGAUUUCCCCCAGAGCGAUUUCGAGUAUUCCCUCGAAGCACAACGAAGGGCAUUUACUGCGAUUCGGCGAAGCUGAGACAUUCAAAAUCGAUAUUUCCGUCCGCAUUUCGGCUCUCCUCUAAAUUUCUUCACGACAUUAGCCCACACGAGACUCAUCUUCUGCUUACAACUAAGCGUUCCGUGGUUAGGUACGUGCAAUCGCUCUGGAAAAUAGCUGAUAUUGACGAACAUAUAUUUUUAGUACAUAACAGGGG